UUUGGAACACGGGUUGUAUUUCCCGCUAACAAGCUCGAAAUACCCGCAAAUAAAAGAGGUAUUUCAGGUUCCAGCCGUCGCAAUGCACUCCAGCAAAAACGGCGGCGAUGACGCGGCGUCCGGAGACGCCAAAGUUUUCCGUGGGCCACAAAACGGCUUUAUUUUCCGUUUCUGCCACAAACACACUUCCGUUCUGCCGUGGCCAACGUUGCGUCCACAACGCUCUGCUCAGGUGCGCUCCUCACCCCCACCCCUAAAAACUCCCCUUUUUUUCCCCCAAUCCCUCCCCUCCCCACGUGGGGGAAAGAAUCAUUGUUUCUGUGCUGAUUGUGUGUGUGUGCCAACCAGCAAGAGUGUAGACACGCAAACGCUCUCCAAUUGCCAACGUGUAGAGAUCAUCAGAGAUGGAAAGCGCCCGAGUUCCCAGAGAAAGUUUGGUGGCGAGCGGACGAUGACACCCCCUCCUCCUAGCUUCUCGGGGUGAAAACGGAAGGGCUUCUCUCUCUCUAGUAAGCUAACGGUGCCAAGGUAAAAAGCUCGUCGAAGCCGACGUCCCAAACCUUUCUUCGGUAGACGACCCUGGUUGGGGUCGUACAGUCUGCUAACACGUCGUCUGCUCCGGGUGUCUUUGGGUGGGGCUAGGUGGCGCUGCCGCUACGGAGGUUAAGAAGGAAGGUAAGGAGUCUCCUGAACUGGAAAAGUACUGGCAAGUGGUGCGCACCAAUCCGGCAGACUUCACAGGAUGGACGUACCUCCUGCAGUUUGUGGAACAAGAGAACAACCUGACUGCGGCGAGGGAAGCAUUUGACAAGUUCUUCACCUACUACCCGUACUGCUAUGGCUACUGGAAGAAGUAUGCCGACAUGGAAAAGAAACACUGCUCCAUUGAGAAGGCAGAAGAGACGUUUGAGCGCGGCGUCGCGGCCAUUCCCCUCAGCGUGGACCUGUGGAUCCACUACAUCAACUUUGUCAAGACUCACUUCAAGGAUGAGGACCACUACUACCUCAAGGUCAAAAAUCUGUUCGAGCGUGCCAUCGAGUCGUCGGGGCAGGACUUCCGCUCGGAUCGGCUGUGGGACAUGUUUGUCACCUGGGAGCUGGAGAACAAGAACCUCAAGGAAGUGACGGCCAUCUACGAGCGGGUGCUCCAGGUGCCCACGCAGCUGUACGGCCACCACUUCGAAAAGUUCCAGGAGCACGUGAAGACGCACCCCCCCAAGGAGCUGCUCUCGACGGACGAGUUCCUGCAGCUGCGGCAGCAGUACCUGGAGUCGAUGCGCAAGGCCCCGUCCACGCUGCCCUCCUCGCCCCUCGCAGGGGCCGCUGGGGGUGCCGGUGCCGGGGAGGAGGGGGGCCCCAGCCAGAUGGAGAUCGACGAGGAGGAGGGGGCGGACGCCCCGCCCCCGGGGGUGGACGACGCGGGCCCGCCCGGGGUGGACGACGACACCGUCGAGAAGGAGGACUCCAGGGCCCUGAAGAACGACAAUGAAGCCAAGUACAUCCGGGACAAAGUGGUGGAGAAGCGGAGAGUCCUCUUCAAGGCCAACGAGGAGGAAGUGGGACGCCGGUGGGCCUUCGAGGAAGGGAUCAAGCGUCCCUACUUCCACGUGAAGCCCCUGGAGCGCCUGCAGCUGAAGAACUGGCGGGAGUACCUGGACUUCGAGGUGCGGAACGGCAACCACACGCGGACGGUGAUCCUCUUCGAACGCUGCCUCAUUGCCUGUGCUCUCUACGAGGACAUGUGGAUGAAGUACAUCAAGUACCUGGACACGGCGGAGCCCGAGAAAGUGAAGGAGGUUUUUCAGAGGGCCUGCACCAUCCACCUGGUGCGCAAGCCCAGCGCCAGCCUUGCCUGGGCGGCCUACGAGGAGAAGCACGGGCGGUUCGAAGAGGCGUCGGCCAUCUUGGCGGGCACCGAGGAGCGGAUCCCGGACUUACUGGAGGCCACGCUGCGUCGGAUCAACGUGGAGCGCCGCUGCGGCAACCUGGACAAGGUGGAGGAGCUGUACCGGGCCUGCAUUGCCAAGGCGGCCAACGCCCCCAUGAGCACCUACUUUGCCUCCAAGCUGUCUCGCUUCCUGUCCAAGGUGCGGAACGACACAGAAGCCGCCAGGAAGGUGCUGAAAGAGGCCAUGGAGCGAGACCCGACGUGCGGCCGUCUCUACAUGCAACUGGUGGACAUAGGCUUUGAGAAGACCCCUCCGGACGAGGCGGCCGUCGUCGAGGCCUUUGACCUGGCCCUGGCCAGCAGCGACCUGUCCCCGGGGGACAAGCUCACCUUCCUCCAGCGGAAGCUGGAGUUCCUCGAGGACUUCGGGGCAGACGUGAACAAGAUUCAAGAGGUGUUUGAGGAGUACAGCAAGAUGGUCAAGGUGCAGGCGUCCGCUUCCAAGAAGCGAUCUGCCGAGGAAGAGACGGAAACGGCGGACAAGAAGCCCAAGAUCGAGGUGAACGGCGCGGAGAGCGUACCCAGCGCAGUCAACUCGGCGGCUGCCGCCGCGGCCGCAGCGGCGGCGGCCCAGGCCGUAGCCGCAGCCACUGCCAGCACCGCUGCCGUCGACCCUGCUGCCCAGUACAACUACGCCCAGCAAUGGGGAAACUACCAACAGGCAUACGGUUACCAGCAGCCUUGGAGCGCCUAUCCGGCCGGUUCCUAUUACCCCACGCAUUGAACCGGAACCCGAACCGGGAGGAAAACCGCUUCCAAAAAACAACGGCGACGCAGGUCGUCUUGUAAAUAUAAACGAGGCUGGCCCCUCCGACGGCACGCAAGAGUCCAGCCAGUUGUUCAUUCACCCACACUCCGAAAGAAGGCUCCCCUUCAAGCCAUCUCACCUAGACCCUCACCCAUCAUUUUUUCUCUCUACGUUUUUACACUGCAAAAUCGUUUUUUUUUUUCUUUUUUGUUACGAUUAGCAGUGCAAAGACUCGAAGAAGGCGGAGUCACAAAAAUAAAUGACACAAAUGUGUU
Ixodes scapularis (black-legged tick) is the source of this 2971-nucleotide messenger RNA. RefSeq names its product pre-mRNA-processing factor 39 (gene Prp39). Gene Ontology annotation, biological process: mRNA 5'-splice site recognition; RNA processing. Gene Ontology annotation, molecular function: protein binding. The record is from RefSeq and is a predicted model, not a curated record. The transcript has 16 exons. Bases 864 to 2672 code for a protein of 602 amino acids. Gene Ontology annotation, cellular component: commitment complex; U1 snRNP; U2-type prespliceosome. Lineage: Eukaryota; Metazoa; Arthropoda; Arachnida; Ixodida; Ixodidae.